CAACCAAACGAACAAUUUCAACUUGGAAUAUUGCACGAUUUUAAAAUGUAUGGAUUUGUUUGCUCCUAAUUAGAAGUACGAACUAUAUUUAGAUAACGCUCUUGACGAGUACAUGCAUGGAUAGAUACUUUUAUCUGAGUUUUAUCAUCAGCAUUCCAUACCUUAAGCAUAUUUUUUUCUCAACUGUCACACCGCCAUUUGCCAGAUGUAGUUGAAAAUGUUGAAAAUUCGCUGGACAACAAAAUAAACAAAAUAGUGCCAUUCCAUUUGUUCGCGAGUUCUCAACGUUUCGAAAUUGUCGCAUCUUUGGUUGCGUUCCGUCCAGUGUACAUCGAUAAUUGUUCAAGUGCAGCGUUUCUACGAUUCAGUAGGAGACGUACAUCAUCAUAGUUUGUGUACAGGGAGUGACGAAUCUGCAGGUGUUAGGAAUCCUAGUUUUUUUUGUUCAGUUCUCGUGCAAUGGUUUAAACUUGAUGCGAUCAUGGAUACAAACAAGUUGAGCCCUAUGAUGACUCUGCAAGGUGGUAAAGUUGUGUAUACAGGAGAUGCUGAAGAACCCUACCCUAGUCUUUCUGAUUACCAUGACUAUGAACCAAACCUUGAAUUUGAUGACUCCGAGCUGCAUCAGACACCCACAGAAGUAGCUGAAGCUAUUGAUUUGCUGCAAGAAAUGGAUCCUGACGAAAUUGCAUCUCCAGUCUCAGAAUUCAUAGAUGAUAAUUUUGAGGCAGAACUAGCUGACAACACUGACAUAAACUUUCAGAGCAUGCUGAGUUCAUAUCCAGAGGUGGGUGAAGCUGUUGAAAAGUUCAUGAUGAUUGAUAAGUGUGGGAUUGUUGAUGUCAAAGGAGAUGACAGUGUUGGUCGGAAAAUCAUUGUGGUUUAUGCUUGCAAAUUACCACAAGUCAACAAGAUUGAUCAUCAGAAAUUCUUAGAAUACUUAAUUUACACGUUGGAUAAGUACGUCGAGCAGGAUUAUAGUUUGGUCUACUUCCAUUAUGGACUGAACAGUAGAAAUAAACCAUCCAUAAGGUGGCUGUGGCAGGCUUACAGGGCGUUUGAUAGGAAGUACAAGAAGAACUUGAAAGCAUUAUACAUGGUACACCCGACGUCCUUUUUGAAGAUAAUCCUACAGAUGUUCACGCCCGUGAUCAGCGUGAAAUUCGGAAAGAAGUUGAGCUACAUCAACACCUUGGCCGAGCUCAGCGAGCACAUCAACCUGGAGCAGCUAUCUAUACCGGAAGAAGUGACAGAGCACGACAAGAAACUGUCCAAGAACACGGAGACUAACAGGAGGACUGGAGAGAAUCCGACUGCAGUCCUGGUACCUUUACCUACCAGGCAAUUUGGAGUUUCACUUGCAACGAUAAAACAAAAUUACAAAAGUGUAAUUCCGCCCGUCAUUAAGCAGACAAUUGAUUACUUGGAUCAUCCCGAUGUGCUGGAAACGGAGGGGUUGUUCAGGCGAUCCGCGAGCACCGUGAAGAUUAGGGCCCUGAGGGAGGACGCAGAUCAGGGCAAAGUGUUGGAGUUCGAUGAUCCGCACGAGGCCACCGUCCUGAUGAAGCUCUUCUUCCGCGAACUCAAGGAACCGCUGCUCACUUUCGAUUUCUACGAGGAAGUCAUGAAUUUCCAACAAAUCAGCAAGGAUAUGCAAUUGAGACACGUUUCCAUUUUGGUGAUGGAAAAGUUACCCGAAGAUAACUAUAAGAUUUUGAAAUACGUCACCGGAUUCCUUUCUAAGGUGAUGGAAAGGGCCGAUCUGAAUAAGAUGACAGCCUCGAACCUGGCAGUGUGUUUCGGACCGAACCUGGUGUGGUCCGAGAACAAGAACCUCAGCAUAGCAGCGAUAGGACACAUUAACACGUUCACGCAGUUUCUUUUGCAGCAUAAUCGAGAGAUCUUCAUGAUCUGAAGAGGCCCAACUUGGUAUAUAUUUUAAUUGUAUACAAAAAAAACAAAUAUAUAUAUAUAUGAAUGUAUAGUUAUUGACUGUG
Messenger RNA from Nicrophorus vespilloides, 1997 nucleotides. Its product is annotated as rho GTPase-activating protein 1-like. NCBI's taxonomy places the organism in Eukaryota, Metazoa, Arthropoda, Insecta, Coleoptera, Silphidae. The transcript is spliced from 8 exons. Gene Ontology annotation, cellular component: cytoplasm. Gene Ontology annotation, biological process: small GTPase-mediated signal transduction; negative regulation of endocytic recycling. Gene Ontology annotation, molecular function: GTPase activator activity. The record is from RefSeq and is a predicted model, not a curated record. The coding region runs from base 482 to 1915 and encodes 477 amino acids.